GACUGUUUUCCAUCGUGGGAAAGCUUUCAGUGCCACUCAAUAAACAGAAUGUUCCUCUUUCUUCUCUUUCCUUUAUUGAGAGAUUCUCUUUCUUUUCUCUCUUUCUUCAAACAAGUUUCUAAUGUAACAUUUGGUCGUAUGGUGGCUCCUCUUUGAGUUGAAACAGCAGUUGUUACUUGGACGGCCAUUCUGUUUAGUCUUUAUGCAACAAAACUUUAACGGCUUUUCCAUCUCUUUGUGGCCAUGUUUUUUAAAAAACGUCUAACAGUAUUCAUUUCUUUGUAAUUAUGUCAUCGAUUAUAUCCUUUAGUUUUAAUUAAUUUUUCAUCAACAACUUUACUUUGAUUGUAGUUUGUCAACUUUUAAUUAUCAAUUUAUGAGUGGUUUGACCACUCGCCUUAAAUAAUUUAUAUUUCAGUGAUUCUACUUUUAUAAUCUGUUCUUGAUUUUUGGCUGCAAUAAUGUAUCAUUCAAGUCACUCGACAUUUCAUCAUUUCUCCAUUUCAUUAUCGACUCUACUUUUUUGUGGUUUCUUUUUACCAACUUUGGUAUUUUCACGACAAUGUCCGAGAGGAUUUAAAGGAAAUCACUGUGAAAUUAAUAUUGAUGAUUGUGAAGGUAAUUUAUGUCAAAAUGGAGCUACAUGUAUCGAUGGUAUUGCCAGUUAUACUUGCCAAUGUACACCUCAAUUUUCUGGAAAAUUUUGCUCAAAAGACGUUGAUGAAUGUUCAUUAAGAUCAUCUCAAUGUAAAAAUGGAGCUACUUGCGUUAACACACCUGGAUCUUAUGCUUGUAUUUGUGUCAAUGGUUGGACCGGUCCUGAUUGUUCAAUAAAUAUUGAUGAUUGUAUUGGAAAUCCAUGUCAAAAUGGUGGUAUUUGUGAAGAUCGAGUUGGUACAUUUCAUUGUAACUGUCCGCCCGAUAAAACUGGAUUAUUUUGCCAAUAUGAUGAUGCUUGUGCUAAUAAUCCAUGUCAUUCUGGAGCUAUUUGUGAUACAUCCCCAAUCGAUGGAACUUAUGUUUGCUCUUGUCCACCUGGAUUUAAAGGAACUGAUUGUACGGUAGAUAUUAAUGAAUGUGAAGAAUCUGGAAGUCCUUGUGAACAUGGUGGAGUUUGUGUUAAUACUCCAGGAUCUUUUAAAUGUGAUUGUGCUGUUGGUUUUACGGGAGCUCGAUGUGAAACAAAUAUCAAUGAAUGUGAUUCUUCACCAUGUCAAAAUGAUGGAACUUGUCUUGAUAUGAGAGGUGGUUAUAGAUGUAUUUGUAUGCAAGGAUUUACUGGAGAACAAUGUGAAAUUGAUAUUGAUGAAUGUUCUGAUAAUCCCUGUUUAAAUGGAGGAAUGUGUUCAGAUUUAAUUAAUGCAUUCAGAUGUCUGUGUCCAGUUGGAUUCUCUGGAUCUAGAUGUGAACUUAAUGAUAAUGAAUGUUUCUCGGAUCCAUGUUUAAAUGGUGGUUCAUGUAUUGAUGAUGUUGCUGGAUUUACUUGUCGAUGUGCACCCGGAUAUACUGGCAGAACUUGUGACAUUGAUAUCGAUGAUUGUGCAUCAUCGCCUUGUCAUCAUGGUAAAUGUGUUGACCACAUAAAUGGAUUCUCAUGUUCAUGUGAUCCAGGAUAUCAAGGUAAACUUUGCCAGAAUCAAAUAAAUGAAUGUUUAUCAACUCCAUGUCUUUAUGGUGGAACUUGUCGUGAUCUUGUUGAUGGUUUUUCAUGUGAAUGUCCCAAAGGAACGAGUGGAACUUUAUGUGAGAUAAAUACUGACGAAUGUUGGUCUAAACCUUGUCGUAAUGGAGCAACUUGUCAUGAUAAAAUAUCUGGAUUCACUUGUGAAUGUCCUCCAGGUUUCUCUGGUCAAACUUGUGAAAUUGAUAUUGAUGAGUGUGCAUCUAAUCCAUGUGCUAAUGGUGGAACUUGUCAUGAUUUAGAAAAUUCAUUUAGAUGUUCAUGUCCUCGUGGUUAUUUCGGUCCAAGAUGUCUUAAUGAUUAUAAUGAAUGUGAAUCUAAUCCUUGUUAUAAUGGUGGUACUUGUGCUACAGGACCUAAACCAGGUUCAUUUAUUUGCCAUUGUCCACCUGGAUUCACUGGAAUUAGAUGUCAAUCUGAUAUAAAUGAAUGUAUAUCAGCACCUUGUCAGCAUGGUGGAAAGUGUAAUAACCUUGUGUCUCAUUACACUUGUACUUGUGCACCCGGAUACACUGGAGUUAAUUGUGAAACUAAUAUCAACGAAUGUUUGAUGUCAAAUAAUUUUGGUGGACCUUUGUGUUUAAAUGGUGGAACAUGUCAUGAUUUAGUGAAUAAUUUUACAUGUUCAUGUCCAAUUCCAUUCACUGGACGACGUUGUGAAACUGAAAUAAACCCUUGUGUUGGAAACAAAUGUCAAAAUGGAGCAACUUGUACUAUUUUGACAAAUUUCCGUGAUUAUCAAUGUACUUGUCCAAGUGGAUUUACUGGACAUUUUUGUGAAAUUGAUAUUGAUGAAUGUUCAAAUGGACGGGUUAAUCCAUGUAAAAAUGGCGGUAAGUGUAUUAAUACACAUGGAAGUUAUGAAUGUGAAAGUCGACCAUCAACAUCAUCACCUAAAAACGAUGAUAAUGAUGAUGAUAAAGACAAAGGUUUUGAUUUUAAAGAUGAUGAAAUUGAAUGUUCUAGACAUUCAUGUCAUCCCCAAUGUCCAAAUAAAGAGGAAUGUUUCCUUGGAAAUGGUAAUCCAUGGUCAAAAUGUCAUCGACCAUCGUACUGUUGGUCAAGAUUCUCCAAUGGAAAAUGCGAUGAAGAAUGUAAUAAUCGUAAUUGUUUAUAUGAUGGUAAAGACUGUUCAUCAACAUCAACAUCAAGUGACGGUUCUAAAGGCUCAAGACAAUCAAGUUUACCUGCUUUCUUCCCCACUGCAAGUGACUCUGGUAGUAAAAAGUUUAAUCCUAAUAAUCCCACUAAAUUAAAAUGCGAUGAAAGAAAUGAUUAUUAUUGUCUUGAAAACUAUGGUAAUGGUAAUUGUGAUAAAGGAUGUGAUUCAAGUGAAUGUGGAUGGGAUGGUCUAGAUUGUUAUAAUGGACACAGAAUCCUUGGACGUGGUGAAUUAUUCAUAACUGUUGAUUUACCUUAUAAUGAUUUGAUGGAUGAUAACGUUAAAUUAUCUAAAUUUUUACGAGAUUUAUCUCGAAUUUCUGGUUCAAUUCUUCGUAUUAAAAGAAAUGAAUUUGGAGAGAAAGAGAUUCAUCCAAUUAUGACAAACAGUGGUACAUAUUGGUCAAAUUUAUCAUUAAUUAUUGACAAUAGUAAAUGUUAUCCUGAUUGUUAUGAAGAUGCUUCAUCAUUAGCAAACUUUUUUGCUGCUUUGGAGAGUCGUAAAGUUGAUAUGGGUGAACAAGGAAUGGUCUCUGCAUUGUCCAUUAAGAAAGUACAAUCAACAAUUGAUCCUGCUGAUUUGUUACCCAUUGGUAAUUCAACAAGUGGACAACCCACAUUUUGGGGUGUUUUUGUUGGAUGCAUGGUAAUCACUUGUGUUGCUGCAGCUUUAUUAAUACAUGUUGCUGUUAGAACAAAGAAUAAAGUUUCCGCAAUUACUUGGUUCCCUGACGGGUUUGCAACAAUUGUCAAUAACAAUAAUAACGAUAAUUCUGGUUACCAACGUUCAGUACCAACUUGUGCUGCUGCAUCUGGAAAUUUUGAUAGAUCUUCAAAAAAUGGACGAAAUAAUUCACGUUUUAAUAAUCAAACAAAUUCACUUUCUCGAGGUGGAAGACGACACAAUAAUCAAGAUAAUAUUUAUGGUCAUCAUUAUGAUCAUCGUAGUCAUAUGCAUCUUAAUGGAUUAGAUGGUCAUUUAUAUUAUGAUAAUAAAGAAGGAAGAUUAACUAAUAAUAGCGCUAAAAAUAGUGUUGCAUCAAUGGAAACAAAAACUGAGACGAUCUAUGAAGAACCAAUUGAUCCUCGUUCUUGGUCACAAAUUCAACAUCAUUAUGAAACAUAUACUGGAGAUACACAAUUAAUACCUCAACCACCUCCAACAAUUAAAACUGAAAUGAUAACAUUUAACAAUGAAGAACCAAUGACACCACCAAUGAUGAAUUCAGAGUCUGGUGAUUGUUUAAUGAAAAGUGAAGAUAUUGUUGGACCUGAUGGAUUAACACCUUUAAUGAUAUUUUCAGCUUUUGGUGAUUCAGUUCCCUAUUGUGAGACAAUCAUUGAUUCUGAUGUGGGUAUAAAUGGCCAAUCACAGCAAAACAAUCACAUUGAUAGUUUUGAUAAAUUAAUGUCAAAUCAAGCAAAUAUUGAUGCAACUGGUGAAAAAACUGGUGAAACAUGUCUUCAUUUAGCAGCUCGUUUUGCUCGUGCUGAUGCUGCUAAAAGACUGUUAGCCAGUGGUGCUAAUUGUAAUGCUAGAGAUUCAACUGGACGAACACCUUUACAUUCAGCUAUUGCUGCUGAUGCAAGAGGUGUAUUUGAAUUAUUGUUGAGACACAGAGCAACUGAUUUGAAUGCUCAAACAAAUGAUGGCACAACACCAUUAAUCAGUGCAACUCGAUUAGCUUUGAAUGGUAUGGUAAAUGAUUUAAUUCAAGCUGAAGCUGAUGUUAAUGCAUCUGAUAAGAAGGGAAGAACGGCUCUUCAUUGGUCUGCAUCAACUAACAAUGAUGAAGUUGUAAGAAUGUUACUUCGGAAUAAUGCUAAUCGUGAUGCUCAAGACAAUGAGGAAUGUACACCAUUAUUUUUAGCAGCUCGAGAAGGAGCUUAUCAAGCUGUAAAAGUUUUAUUGGAACAUUCAGCUAAUAAAGAAAUAACUGAUCAUAUGGAUAGAUAUCCUCAUGAUAUUGCUGCUGAAAAGUGUCAUCAUGACAUUGUUGAACUUCUUAAUACAUUUAAAUCUGAUCCAAAUAAUCAGUCACAAAGCCAAGGGCAAGGACAACCUCAGACUCAAACUCAAUCUCAAUCACAAGUUCAAACACAAGCUCAGACAAAGACACAAAUAAACAAGACAUCGUCACAAUCCCAGCCAGCCCAAUCUCAAACCCAAACUCAAUCAUCAACAACAACACAAAUUUUAACACCUCAAAAAAUAAGUCAAAAUACUGGCUCAUCAACAUUACAAAGACAAUCACAUUCUAGUGCUAAGACAGGUAGUGGACUUAAAAGAUCAAAUACUAAUCCUAAUCUGGGUAAUGGUACUUUAAAAGCAAGCCGAGCCAGAAAGUCAGCUAAAACUUCAGCUUCACCUUAUAAUUCAAAUCAACAACUAAAAGUAAAAUCAGUUAAUGUACAACAACAAAAUGAAUCUACAAAAGUUAUUACUUCAGGUCAAAAAGGAUCUCAGAAUAAUAACUCAACUUUACAAGCACAGAUUCAACAACAAAAUCAUCAACAACAACAGCAUCAGCAACAGCAAAUACAACAACAGCAACAUCAGAAUUCAACAAAUGUACAAAAUCAACAGGUUAAUGAUAGUCAAGUUGUUCAAGAAACAAAGCAAAUAAUAAAUCAACAACAACAGCCACAACCACAACCACAACAGCAACAACAAUUUCAACAACAACAAGGAGAUCAGCAUCUUUUACAAACACUAGAUCAACAACAAUUAUUACAAGUAUCUCAAAUAAAAAACAAUCAACAUCAUAUUCAACAACCGCCAACGUUACCACAAAGAAACAAUUUAAAUGUAAAUAAUUCACAGCAUCAAAUACAAUUAACAACAUCUCAUAUCACUAGUCAACCAACAAUACAACAGCAACAACAACAACAACAAGUUAAUCAUUAUGACUAUUUGACUUUAACAUCACCACAACACAUAAUGCCAUUAUCCCCACCUCAUAGUUAUUCAACAAAUCCAUCUCCACAUUUACUUUCACCACAAACACCAUCAAUGUUAUCGCCACCAAUUCAUCAAACACCAAAAUCACCAUCUACAACACAAAUAACUCAACUUAUUCAACAACAACAUCAACAUCAUCAGAAUCAGAAUCAAUCUAAUUCUCAUAUGUUAAAACAACAACAGCAACAGCAACCAAUUUAUGCUGUACCUGCAUCCAAUAAUGUGCAAAACAUGUAUUCAAAUAAUUCAAUGUCUUAUUACAUGACUCCAAGUCCAGACUCACCUGAAACAUGGUCAACACAAGCAUCAUCACCUCAAGGAAUAAGUGAUUGGCAUGAAACAUCUAUUUACACAACUUUACCAGCAUCAAAUGUUAAUAAUGUUAACCAACAUCAACAUACAUUUCAAUAUAUUCAACAACAACAGCAACAUCAUAACCAUCAACAACAACAACAGCAACAGCAACAACAACAUCAAUUGGUUCUGACGACAGUAAAUGACCAAGUAAUGACAACUAUUAAUCCAAUAAACACAACAACAAUAACAUCCGUUAAUCAGGAUCCAUCCGUCAACCAAACUGCUGCUGUUUUCAUUUAAUUUAACCUUUUGUAUAUUUAUUAAAAACUCUGUAAAUGUAAACAAAAUUAGCUCAUCAAAUCUGUAUAUAUAAGCUGAUUAUAUCUGUAAAUUUCAAGAUCCUUCGUGAUCUUUUGUAUGUAAGAAAAAUUUCAUCUCGAAUGUUUUCCCAUUUCAUAAAUUUUGAGGCAAAUAAAAUGCUUAUAUUUAUAAUGAA
Tetranychus urticae (two-spotted spider mite) is the source of this 6597-nucleotide messenger RNA. RefSeq lists its product as uncharacterized. Gene Ontology annotation, biological process: establishment or maintenance of epithelial cell apical/basal polarity; Notch signaling pathway; heterophilic cell-cell adhesion. Lineage: Eukaryota; Metazoa; Arthropoda; Arachnida; Trombidiformes; Tetranychidae. Gene Ontology annotation, cellular component: plasma membrane; protein-containing complex. Gene Ontology annotation, molecular function: calcium ion binding; protein binding. The record is from RefSeq and is a predicted model, not a curated record.